Hylaeus volcanicus is the source of this 1012-nucleotide messenger RNA. It is a transcript of the gene Pex11ab, whose product is annotated as peroxisomal membrane protein 11B. Lineage: Eukaryota; Metazoa; Arthropoda; Insecta; Hymenoptera; Colletidae. The coding region runs from base 88 to 786 and encodes 232 amino acids. The transcript is spliced from 3 exons. Gene Ontology annotation, cellular component: peroxisomal membrane. Gene Ontology annotation, biological process: regulation of peroxisome size; peroxisome fission. The record is from RefSeq and is a predicted model, not a curated record.
AUAGAAACUUUAAGUCGAAUCAUAUUUACUUUAUAAUUUAUUAGAAUUAUUCUGUUUCCGUAACAAAAUACAUUACACAGAAGAGUCAUGGAUAUAAUGGUAAAGUUAAACGAACAGACAGUAGGCAGAGACAAAAUUAUCAGAUUGCUGCAAUAUGGAAGUAGAGCAUAUUGGUAUUAUGCUCAGAAUACUCGUACUACACAACAUUCUGCAGAAAUUUUACGAAGUUUGGAAUAUACUUUUAGCUCAUUUAGAAAAUUACUUCGUCUUGGAAGGUGUUUGGACAGUUUAUACUCUGCCUUAAAACUAAUGAAAUAUCCAGAUGUAGGCAUAAGAGUUACUCUGACAUUAUCGAAAAUUGCUAACGCUCUAUUUCUGCUAGCAGACCAUAUAAUUUGGAUCGGUCGUGUGGGAUUGUUACGAAUUAACAUAGAAAAGUGGAGCAGAGUAGCUAAUAAAUGUUGGUUAAUGAAUAUUAUUAUGAAUCUUACGAGAGAUAUUUAUGAAAUUAUUAGAAUUUUGGAACAUGAAGGAAAAUAUAUGUCAUUGAAAACACCAAAAUUCUCAUCUAAUACAUGGAAGCAAUGUGAAAUGCUAUUUCAUUUAAGAAAUCACAAAGAAAUAGUAAUUGAUACGAUUAAAAAUGGAUGUGAUUUAUUUAUUCCAAUGACAGCAUUAGGUUUCACCAAAUUUUCUCCUGGAACCAUAGGUAUAUUUGGUGUUAUUUCUUCAAUUGUAGGUCUUUAUACGUUAAUUCAUCCACUGUAUAAGUUAACACCAUCUUAAAACCUCUGUGUAUACGAUAUUUUUUAUGUAUGUGGUGUGUGUAUAUAUAUACACAUACACAUACAUUAUCAAUCUUUUUAAUCAAAAGUAAAACAUUAUAUGACUAAUAUAUGUAUAUAUUAUUAGUUAGUAUUUUUAUAUGAGCUUUAUGGUGUCUCAUGCAUUUUUAACAUAUAUAUUAUGUAUAUUUUAAUGUAUAAUACAACAAUAGUACUGUGAUAUUCAA